CAAACUGAAAAAGCUAAGUGAAGAUAGUUUAACUAAGCAGCCUGAAGAAGUCUUUGAUGUUCUGGAGAAACUUGGUGAAGGGUCUUAUGGUAGCGUGUUUAAAGCAAUACACAAAGAAUCUGGACAAGUUGUAGCAAUUAAACAGGUCCCUGUGGAGUCAGAUCUUCAAGAAAUAAUUAAAGAAAUCUCUAUAAUGCAACAAUGUGACAGCCCCUAUGUUGUCAAGUACUAUGGCAGCUAUUUCAAGAACACAGAUCUAUGGAUUGUUAUGGAAUAUUGUGGAGCUGGCUCUGUUUCGGACAUCAUUAGACUUCGUAAUAAAACUCUAACAGAAGAUGAAAUUGCAACUAUUCUGAAAUCUACUCUCAAAGGACUUGAAUACUUGCACUUUAUGAGAAAAAUACAUAGAGAUAUAAAGGCUGGAAAUAUCCUUCUUAAUACUGAGGGACAUGCAAAGUUAGCUGACUUUGGUGUGGCUGGCCAGUUAACAGAUACAAUGGCAAAACGUAAUACUGUUAUAGGAACUCCGUUUUGGAUGGCUCCUGAAGUAAUACAAGAAAUUGGCUAUAACUGCGUGGCAGACAUUUGGUCCCUUGGUAUCACUUCAAUAGAAAUGGCUGAAGGAAAACCUCCGUAUGCAGAUAUUCAUCCAAUGAGG
This is a messenger RNA of Nestor notabilis (Kea), 658 nucleotides long. RefSeq names its product serine/threonine-protein kinase 3. The annotation marks the transcript as partial. Gene Ontology annotation, molecular function: protein serine/threonine kinase activity; ATP binding. Gene Ontology annotation, cellular component: cytoplasm. Gene Ontology annotation, biological process: protein phosphorylation; regulation of MAPK cascade; intracellular signal transduction. The record is from RefSeq and is a predicted model, not a curated record. The transcript has 5 exons. NCBI's taxonomy places the organism in Eukaryota, Metazoa, Chordata, Aves, Psittaciformes, Psittacidae.